GAACUGAGCAGCCGAAUGAAGCUCAUCAGUCCCCUGAAGCGUAUUAUCUGUACCUGUGGAAACUAAACGCACAUUAGUGUCUGUAACUGAAGAAAACUUUAUCUUCUUGGAUGUUUUCCUGCCGUGGAUUUCCGCUGUGAGGAGCUUUGAAGUUUGGAGCCACUUUUUUCCCCAAGCGGAGCGUAAAUGCAGCUUUGUGCUACUUUAUUUUUGCACGGAUUGAACCGUUAAGACGCUUUUCUCAGUCGUAACGAGUUCAUUUUAUAAAAACCAGACUACAUGGAAUAUUCAGGUGUUUUGAAACGGACGCGGGAGCCUUCGACCUGCAGGAGCAUGUAGCCCAGAGGUAGCGUGCUGGUGCUGCAGACACCACAGCUGAAAUUUCCUGCCAGUAAUCCCAUAUUUUCCACCCUGAUUCAUCUGGAAAUCUCUGAGUGGACUUUGCACAGUUUCUCUGCGGCCGGCCUCUUUCAGACAUGUCAGCCCUGACUGGUUCCUGUGCCUGUACUAACUAUCAGAAGCAUCAGUGUGGCUGUUGGUGAGAGACCCACCAAAAGGCCCAGGAUGCCAGGAUGCCCAUCACUCAGGACAACGCCCUCAGCAUCCUCCCAUUGCUGGAGGACUGGCAGGGGGGUCAGACCACAAGACCACAGGAGGACCACAGCCUGAAUCAGGACAGUUCUGGGCACAAGCAUGUGGAUCAAGACUCCACCCAGAAUGGGGAGGGAGACAGCAUGUGCAGUAGCAGCAGUGUUAACAGUGUUCAUGUGGAGGACAUGUCCCUGUGUCUGGCUGCCAUUCAGAAGUUGGUGGAGUACAUUAAGUUCAACUUCAUGGAGGGUGACACAGCUCCAUCAGCCAGCUCCCCCAUCUGCAGGGAGGGCGUAGAUGUGGAGGUUCAUGCUGUUCUCCUCAGUAAAGAUGAGGGUGAUACCACUGAGUUUGGCCUAAGCUUCGGGAACAUCCCAAUAUUUGGGGACCCUGAUGGACGAAAGAAGGGAGGCCCAAGGAGGAGGCGGGACCAGGGCCCUGUUAUGGAUGUGGGCUGUAUCUGGGUGACGGAGGUGAAGAAGAAGAGUCCAGCAGCCCGCUGCGGAGGGAUCAAACUGAGAGACGAACUGCUGUCACUGAAUGGGCAGCUGAUGGUGGGAGUAGACGUCAGCGGAGCCAGUUACCUGGCUGAUCAGUGCUGGAAUGGAGGCUGUAUCUAUCUGAUCAUGCUGCGGCGAGUCAAGCGAAAGGCUCCUCUCCCUCCCUGUGAUGUUAAUGGCGGUGUGAGUACCUCCGUCAGCAGUGACAGCUGUGAAGAGCAGCAGCAGGCCGGAGCUUCGGAGCCCUCUGACAGAUCAGCAAACUGCAAACGCACACGCAAGUUUGGCGUCAUAUCACGAUCGUCCGUUAACCGAGACAACAGGGACAGCACUGAGUCAGAACUCCAGAGCUGCUACAAUGGCUACAACUCUUCUAUUCCCACUGAUAAAAAGGUCAGUCCUCCAGGAGACGAGACCAGCGACAUCCUCUCCUCGGAGGAAAGCCCAGACGCGUUUCCUCAGGUGAGAGCAGCUCGCCAGCAUCAACACAGUGGAGGCAUGGCCACCUUACCUACAAGGUGUCACAGUCAACUGUUAGAAUGCAAGAUGGAUUCUUUCAGCAGUGAACCUCCAAACCAGCCAAGAGAGAGCAGCCACAUCUGGAAGAUGCACAUGGUGAAGGGUCAGGAGGGCCUGGGCAUUCAGAUAACAGGGGGGCGUGGCUCCAAGCGCUCUCCCCAUGGCAUUAUUAUAGCUCAUAUAGAAGAGGGAGGUGCCAUUCACAGGGAUGGUCGUCUUCAUGCUGGUGAUGAGUUGCUGAUGAUCAACGGUCAGUCUCUGGUAGGUCUCACUCAUCAGGAGGCUGUUGCUAUCCUCCGUUCCACUACUGGUCUGGUCCAGCUGGUGGUGGCCAGCAGGGAGGAGUCAGAUGUAGGCUUUGAGCGCUUCCCUUCCACCAGUCUGCCAGACCUGGUCAGCACCUGCAGCUCCUCGUCCUCCCUGUCUCAGACUGUUCUCCCUCGCUCACCACAGACUUCCAACAGCAGCACAAGUCUGCACAACCCUUUCCUGUUGACUAACCUGGAAAAACUAGAUGAACAAAGUCAGGUGGAGGCACCCAAAGGAUCCUCCAGCCCCACACCCAUGAAACUCUGCAGCCGAUCCCAAGGGGGGAGCAGUCGCCUGGAAUCAGUUGGUGAGGAUGACGAGCUGUUUGUGGAGAACGGUGUGAGCGGCUGUGAAGUGGAGCAGAAGCCUCCACCUGGGCGACGUAAACACUCUCUACCUCAACAACUAGAUAGCGCUGGAGUGAGACAGGAAUAUCAGAUAAUUAAGAAAUCAGCCCGCUCCCUGAGCACUAUUCAAGUGGAGUCUCCAUGGCGACUGGCACAGCCGUCUAUUAUCUCCAGUAUAGUGCUGAUGAAAGGCCAGGGCAAGGGCCUAGGAUUCAGUAUUGUUGGAGGGCAGGACUCAGCACGCGGUCAGAUGGGGAUUUUUGUCAAAACCAUUUUCCCUCAUGGAGCUGCUGCAGCUGAUGGACGACUGAAAGAAGGAGAUGAGGUUCUGGAAGUGAACGGAGAGUCUCUCCAAGGACUCACACACCAACAGGCCAUCCAGACCUUCAAGCAACUUAAAAAAGGUGUAGUGACACUGACGAUUAGAACUCGUCUGCGUAGUCCCAGCCUGACGCCCUGCCCGACCCCCACCCUCCUCAGUCGCUCCAGCUCACCCAACUCCUACACCAGUGGGGGAACACCUGUCCCCUCAGGGUUUGAAGAGGCUGAUGGCCGCAAGGGCCCUGGUCCUGGUCCAAAAGACUGUAUCAUCAUGGAGGUCACACUCAAUAAAGAGCCUGGUGUUGGUCUGGGGAUUGGAGUUUGCUGUCUGACCCUGGAGAACUCUGCUCCUGGCAUCUACAUCCACAGCUUGGCUCUGGGAUCUGUGGCCAAGAUGGAUGGCAGACUUAGUCGUGGCGAUCAGAUACUGGAGGUGGACUCAAUCAGUCUUCGUCAUGCUGCUCUUAGUGAGGCCUAUGCCAUCCUCAGUGAAUGUGGCCCUGGACCAGUCAGUCUCAUUAUAAGCAGGCACCCUAACCCCAAGGUAUCAGAGCAGGAGAUGGAUCAGGUUAUAGCUCGAUCCACACACAGAGACAAAAUGAGCAGGAACAGACAUUCAUCUCACUCCCAAGGUCAGUCCUGUAAGAGCCUGAACCCAGCAAUGAAGGACAGGCAGGGAGACGGUUCCCCUGCUCUCAGCUGGACCAUGAAGAGAUUCCUUGAGCCUGCCAGUAGACAGGGGUCCCUGAGCUCGGAGGCAGAGUUAUCUCAGUAUUUCUCCCAGGAUGUUUCCAGCCACUCGUUUCUGUCUGAGACCGUGGUGAUGGACUUGAACAGUGACGAGGCUCUCCACCAGCAGAGCUGUACUACCUCUAUGGAUGACAACUCAGCACAGCCACAUGCUUUCAUCCCCUCCCUAACAGAAGUGGAGAGUGGCCCUGUGUACAGCGCAUCACAAAACAAGACACCUGUUCCACUUAGUACCCAUGUAGAGGCAGGUUGCCAGCCCAUUGCUGUCUCCAGCCCCACCUCAGUGCGGAGCCCACUUCUCCGUCAGCGACGGGUGAUGUGCUUUGAGGACGAGCUCAGUGAUGAUGAGGACUCAGACAACACUGGAAACACCGGGCACUUCCACAGACCAACAAAAUCUGACUCGCUUAACUUCAGUGAUGCCCAAGCAGCCCAAAUUUCCAAAACUGACUCUGCGGUUGUCAUUGCUACAUCUGCUACAUCAUCAUUAGAUGUAGAUGGUGACAGUGAAGAUGGGGGGGAUUUGCAUUUGUGUGGAAGCAGUGAUGUGACAACACCACUCAAUGGUAGUUUCUCACAGUGUGAGGAAGGUAUUACCACUAAGUCUGAGUCACCUGGUUCUGAGUCACCCUUCAUGCCCAUUCGUUGCCCCUUUGAUUACAGAGCAGGGGUGGCAAGCAGUCUGGGCUCUGUGUCUGGUAAUUUGACAAUCAUAAGUGAAAACUAUACAAAUCAAGAUGACGGACAGGUGGAGUCAAAGCGCUCCCCCAAGCUUGAGCAUAAAGCAGUUACACGUGUCAAAAGUAUGAUGAGCAUUGAAGCACCAAACCUGCCUCAGCAGCUAAAGUCCAAAGUUGAUGAGCCCUCUCCAUGCUUGGCCCUAUCCCAGCCCCCAUCCCAACCCACACAGUGUGGAAGAAACCCCAGGACUGCUGGUGGGUCAGUACCCCAUCAGCACUGUAAGAAGGGAGACGCCAGUGAGCUUGAAGGUGUUUGUGCCAUCGACUCUGUGACCCUGAAGAGAAGUGAGGACGAGUCAUUUGGUCUUGACCUGGAGAUUAUGUCAUCCCCUCUGAAAGUUGUCAUCACUGGGUUAAAGCCUGGCGGUGCAGCAGAGAGGGGAUCUUCAGCAAAGCUAUGUCCUGGAGAUGAGAUUGUAAAAAUAGGAGAAAAGCUAGUGUGCUCCUCUAGCUAUCAGGAAAUCUGUGAGCUGAUGCACAACCUCCCUAUGACACUAACGUUGGAAGUCAAGAAACCAGUUUCAGCUGUAGAUCGACUGUCCAGUUUGAUAAUGUCAUCAGGGAGCAGUGAUGGAGCCAUCAGACUGAACACAGCCAGACCUGUUCAGAUGAUGUAUGAUGAAGGACAAGUAAUAAGAGCAAAUUCAGGGAGUUCCAGCCACGCAACUCAAACAGACCAUGACUUUCAAAUACCCAUCACUAAUAUAGAUGACAUUUUAUUAGAGGUGAGCCUCUGCAGUGAUAAAAAUACACACACCAAAUCGCCCUACAAAACAUCUGAUGAGCCUCUAUCCUGCUGUGCAAGCCAACAUACUGUGACCCCAUCUGAGGAAGCUGGCAUUCAAGUUCCUGUAGAAACCCAUCCCUUGGACUUGACUGGACCUAAUGAUGCAGGAAAUGAAAAAUGUGCCAUCCCCCCUGUGCAGAAGGCACAUGUGAACCAACCAAAGGAAAAUGCUGGUUCUAAAUAUAUGUACCCCAUAGGAGAUGACAGUGAUUCAAACAGUGACUCCACCACUGACAGCAGUCUAAUGGUCAAUAAGAUUGCAGACAGUGGUGGAAGUCUUCAUGAGCCCUGUUCAGAUGAGGAAGAAGUGGAGUUUUGUUCUGAUAACCAGCAACCUGCCUCUGAUGGGCACUUUCCUUUAAACCAGUCACCAAAUGGGACUUUACCUUUUCAGCCCACCAGCAGUCAAGAUACAAACCUGGAUCAGACCUUUGAUAUAAUGCAGGUCUCCUCUGAUGUCUCAGUGAGAAACAAAGAAAACUCUGUGUCAACAACUCAGUGCUCACAGUUUUCUCAGUUGUUCAGUUGUUCCUCUACAGACAAAUCACGCCAAUCUUCCAAGAGUACAACACAUGUGUCUUCAACAGAGUGCCACAUUAAUAGUGCCAUUGAACCUGGUGACAAUGUUAAAGUAUGCAUGGCAUCCAGUCCUGGUAGCCGAAGCAUUUACAGCUGCCCUUCCCCACCAGAUAACCACAGUGUCACACAGGGUACUACUGCCUCACUGACCUCAGAUUUACUGAGGCAUUUGAAUACAAAAUUACCCAUUUCAUCUGUGGAAUCAGAGACUCCAGGUUCAAGCACUGGUGCCUCAGAUACGCUGUCAGCAUCAAUGAUAACCAAUGAAAAAGUCUUGAAAUGUAAAACGAAUUUAAACCCCCAUGCUAGUUCCUCACUUAAGAAGACCUCUGGCCUAAAACCCACUGAUAAUUCAGACUGUCCUGUGUGGAGCAGUAUCUUAAAACUCCAGGUUGAAUCUCAAAUCAGACCAAACACUAGUGCUCCCAAAUUGAAAGGCCUAAGUAUUAAAAGUAAGAACCAACCACAGGAAGAGCCUCUCCAAAAAUCUUCAGGGAGUGAAAGUCUAGUUCUUUCAAACACCAAUGUUGCCUUGAACCAGUUAACAAAAUUACCACCAAUGGAAACCAUGUCCAGCUGUGUGAAGACCAAUAACAAGCCUGAUAUGAACAGCUGCCUUGCUUUGCCAAAAAUAAGUGACAGAAGGCAAGUUACACCUGAGCAUGGGCAUACAGGUGGCACUUUACAAACUGUGCAACUGUCCAAGGAGGAGGGCAACCAUUUAGGGUCCAAAGUAACAGCCAAAUCACAGACCCAAUCACACCAACCUUCCACACAGAGGACAUUUAUAGAAGUUCAGCUGUCUUCCUUAUCUGAUUCAUCAUCACCAGUUUUGGCACACUAUGAAACAGUGAAUUCAAAAGACUCUAAACACACUCAAAGAGGCACAGAUGCACGAUUAGCACCUAUGCUUUCUCCUGCUAUUUCCCCUGUAGAAAAAACUAUUGCCAUGGUCCGUAACACAGAAUUUAAUUCACUGUGCUCUGCCAAAGAGACUCAAGCAAUCACAAGUAAUGGCCCAAAACCCAGCACUUUUAUGGAGCCGAGUGAGACCCUAAAGCCCAACACAUCCAGACUAUACGUUAAGACAACGGAAAGGCGAAGCUUCUCCACAGACACUACCUUAACUGCAGACUACAAUCCUUUCUCUGUCCGACAUAAGAUAAAGUCCUUCGAAAACCUGGCUAACUUUGACAAGCCUGUGGCUAGAAGCAGUGACAUUCAGUCUUAUGCGCUGGCAUAUAGAGCCUCACUUAACCAAAGGAUUGCUGGUUAUAUGGGCUUAGUUAAUUCUAUUGACUGUCGGGCACGCCAAAGGAGUUUUAGUUCUUAUGUGGAGAAUCUAAUCCCUAGCACACCCUGCUCACCUCUUCUUGGUAAACCCCCAUCUAACAUAACACUGAUGGACCUUGAGUUACCACCUACAAGCUGCAACACGGCUCCCCUGUUAGAGGACAAUACUGAGGCUGAAGUUCAUAAGGUUCCAGAUGGUAUUACACCACAGACCCCUCCAGUGCUGCGGAGGAAACAUGGCAAACUUCCUCGCAGCAGGUUGCAACAGCUCAGGGCUCUCAGUAUGCCUGAGUUGGAAAAGCUAUGCACAGAGGACUUUACCAGAGGACAUGGUACAGCCACAGAAAAAACUGAGACUGGCAUCCACCCCACAAUACUUACAAAAGCCACAGCGACUGAGAGCUUUCCAACCUCUACAGCUUCAACAAAAGUGGAUGUGAACAGGGUGAGCCAAGGUUAUCCUGGGUCCACUGAUGAGACUCCUCAGAGAAGUCCAGAGACCCAUGGUCAACAACCCAGCUGGUCCAUCAGUUUAAAGGAGCUGGCUUCUUCUCCUCAGAGUCAGUGUAAGCUGCAAACACUGCUGUUCUCCCCGACAGUUAAAUCCUACGUGUUGGCCCUGCUUCAGGAGGCCGAGGCCUUCUCUGAGCAGGUUAACGACAGUACUCACCUCGUCGUCUUGGGUAAAGAAGAAGGCUCAGGACUUGGCUUCAGUGUUGCUGGUGGAGUCGACCUUGAGCAGAAGGCAAUAACUGUUCAUCGGGUCUUCACCAAAGGUGCAGCCAGCCUCGAAGGCACAAUCCAGAGAGGGGACAGCAUUUUAUCCAUAAAUGGCACAAGUCUGGAGGGUAAAACACAUGGAGAGGCUGUGUCUUGUCUACAUCAAGCCAGGUUGUCCAGUCAAGCCUUAGUGGUCAUCUUGAGAGACAAGGACAGUGAAGUGAGUGUCUCUGACAGACAGGACUCAGCUUACCAGUCAAAGAGUCUGUGUUCUGCCAGGAACAAGUCUUUGGAAGCUGGAGCAGUGGUGGAUGUAGGUCCAGACGGUGCUUUAACAGUGGAGCUUCACAAGACUUCUGCUGGCCUAGGCUUCAGUCUGGAGGGGGGGAAGUCCUCAAGCCACGGAGACAGGCCUCUCGUUGUCAAACGCAUCUUUAAAGGAGGCGCUGCAGAGCUGUCGGGGCUUAUCCAAGUUGGUGAUGAGGUCCUGUCCAUCAACGGCUGUUCUCUGGAGGGCCUCAUGCACCAUGAUGCCUGGAAAAUCAUCAAAGCCACUAACGAAGGGCCCAACCACCUGGUCAUCCGUAAGCUGAGGACCUGACUGUACAGAACAAGAAUAUGGAAACCUCCUGAAGGACUAAUGUGAAAUGGACGCGCAGUUGAAACGAGGAUUUUUUUUGCCACUUUUUUUGCAAAUUUUUUGAUGGACUUAAUUUGAGAUUUUGUGUUUGUGUUGUUACAUGUGUUUAAACUUAUAAAUAGGUCAGACUGGGUGCAGUAACUAUAGUAUUGUACAGUGCUUAAUUCUGAUUUAUUUCAGAUGAGGAAGUGCAGUUUGUUUACAGUAGAUUUCCUUUGGAAGGCUGAAGAAAACAAUGUGGCUGUCAGUUGUUUCUUUUUUUAAAUAAAGUCAGUUUGUGAAAGGA
Molecule: messenger RNA, 8382 nt
Organism: Lates calcarifer (barramundi perch)
Lineage: Eukaryota; Metazoa; Chordata; Actinopteri; Centropomidae
Gene: pdzd2
Product: PDZ domain containing 2
Exons: 26
Coding region: 573-8057 (2494 amino acids)
Molecular function (GO): protein binding
Source: RefSeq, a predicted model, not a curated record